Molecule: messenger RNA, 3540 nt
Organism: Symsagittifera roscoffensis
Lineage: Eukaryota; Metazoa; Xenacoelomorpha; Acoela; Convolutidae
Product: exportin-T-like
Exons: 11
Coding region: 76-3201 (1041 amino acids)
Biological process (GO): tRNA re-export from nucleus
Cellular component (GO): nuclear pore; nuclear matrix; cytoplasm
Molecular function (GO): tRNA binding; small GTPase binding
Source: RefSeq, a predicted model, not a curated record
AUUGUUGUGAUAAACUUAUUAAAUAGAGCUAUGUAAGUUAUUUUUGAGACUCCAACUCACCGGAAGCUCCAUAUAAUGGAAAUAGCGCUCUUGGGUGAAGCUUUGAGCGAAAAGAGCACGCCGGAUGUGCGAGAAAGGGCCCUAGCUCUUUACCAACAGUUGAGCUCAUCAAAUAUUGGAUGGAAAACUUUCAGCUGUCUUACUGAAAAUGCUUAUUUCUUCGAGAUCAACAGUCAACUGCAGUUUGCAACAUUGGUGUUGCUUCAAGAUCACGUGAAAAAUCAUUUUGACUCCUCGAACGAAGUGGAACAGGCAGAGUUUCGGCAAUUUGCUCAGGAAAUAUUGGUUGAAUUUGGCAACAAAGUGCAUGUUUGUCCUCGACUUACAAACACUAAGUUUGCAUCAUUUCUGUCGGCCCUAUGUGUACAUGACUACCCUGCUAAUUGGAAAACGUUCUUCCGUGACAUCAUGUUCUUGAAAGACAGGGGAAUUAAGGGGAUUGAAUUGUACCUGAUGAUUCUGAAAGAGGUCAAUUGUGAGUUAUCUGACCGACAGAUUGCAAGAACAGAGGAGGAAUUCAAGAGAAACACGUUCAUUAAAGAUACAAUGCGAGAUGAUUGUGUUUCUAUAAUGGCCGAUUCUUGGAAAUGGAUUCUGAAUCAGGCCUUGUCAAACACAACUGUCUUUGACAUAGACCACGACGAAAAUUCUGCAAAUAUUGUCAGUCUGUGUUUGAACGUGAUGGCAGGAUACAUACAAUGGAUAGAGAUUGGAGAGCUUGUUAAUAAUGAGGUUGUGGGCUUGUUGUUGUCGCUGUCAUUCAAGAAAGGGACAAGAAAAGCGGCCAUAGAGACUAUUGAUGCAGUUUGUGCCAAAGGCAUGCUUCCCGAUAGCAAAAUGCCGAUGAUAGAUUCCUUCUAUUCAGUCCUCAACUCGCAGAGUAUUCUGACCAUCUCGAAAUACGACGCAGAUGAUGAAGACGACGUUGAAUAUUUGUGCUCUCUGUCCGCGUUUGUUAACAGUUCGGUUUUGCAACUGGUCGAUAUAUUCAAAGAGUAUGCUAGGAAGGACUUCAGUGUUUCAAACAAGGCUUUAAGUUCGAUUGAAGAAAAGGUACCGAUAAUGCUGGAGCUUGUUCGAUGCGAAGAUGAUGAUGUUUCGAAGGCAAUUUUGAACUCCACUAAAGAACUUCUGGCAAUCUAUCGUCAAAUUUCAAUGACCGCUGAGCGAAAAGAGAUCACGCAGCAAAUUAUGUUGGGACUUGUGAAAAAAUACAAAUUUGAACCAGACUUUAAUUUUGAAAAUUCACAAGACGACGAAAAUGAUUUCUACGUUUUCCGCAACGAUUUGAAAUACUUGUUUGACAGUUUGGCGAAGCUUGACAAUAUGUUGGUUACUGAGUUUGUUCAGACUUGUUUCAUGUCCACUGUUCCAAGUUGGAGGUCACACUCGUUCGAUGAAGUUGAACUUUCUCUGCAUUUGUUUUAUUUGCUCGGAGAGGCGCUGCCUCACGUAAGCGGCAACAUUUUCACUGCUGAAUCGCCAUGCACGGUUAUCGUAUGCAACAUUCUUCAUGCACUGGUGACUUCAGAAGUUGUGCAGUUUGAUCAUCCUGCAGUUUUGUUGAUCUAUUUUGAAAUCAUGGUUCGCUACGACAAGUUUUUCGCUUUCAAUUCUCAACACAUUCCCACAGUUCUGGAAUCAUUCACUGGACAUUCAGGGGUGCUGAGCAAGUAUAGUCAAGUUAGAGGUCGAUGUGCUUAUUUGUUUUGCCGCUUUAUUAAACUCCUCAAGUCUUCAGUUCAGCCGCACCGUGAUGUACUAUUGGGAAAAAUUGAGAAAAUAAUCGAACAAGUGUUCGCCUUGGACUACGUUGAUUCGCAGUCUCCGAGAAUCGAAAACGAAGAUAGUCAGUUUUUGUUCGAGGCGGUGGGACUUCUGAUCCAAAUGUGUCCCCCAGAAAGUGCCCCAGUGAUGCUAGGAAGUGUGUUGAGGCCUAUCAAUCAGAGGAUCGAACAGUACGCAGACCUGUUGCUGGAGAUAUCUACUAGUUGUGAUCAGACUAGAAUGAGUCAGCAGAUGAAGGACAAGGCCACUGCGGCUGCACAGAACUUCGCAGAUUUCGUCUCAUUUGCCAGCCGGUUGAGCAAAGCGUUCCAAACGAGCCAGGCUGUGGAGGCCAGUGGAUGUGGAGCAUGCCUGGUAGAGACCCUGGAUUUCGUGCUGAAGGGACUAAGAGUGCGACAGGACUUCACACUGGGAUUCACUAACGUCGUCUAUGCUGCAGUGAAACAAUACCUCCACAGAAUGGUCAUUUGCCUGCCGAGUGAAAUCAUUCUGCAUUAUGUGAAACUGACAAUGGAGUCACUGCUGCAGGCCAUAAAUAACCCCAGUAGUGUCCCCCCUCUAGGAGGUGGGGGUGGUGUGGUGCCCAAGAGUAGACACCUGUCGGCAGGGGGGUUGAUUGAGUUCAUCCCGUUGGUUAACCAAGUGGUUGCCAGGUACAAGAAACAGAGCGUGGAAAUGCUGGACGGAAUUUUCGUCCCGGUGCUACAAGUGUUUUCAAUGGUCGCUCUGUCCCAAGACCCGACCGACACAACUGCAGGCCAAGUAGUGUCUUCAGCCUCUCACGUGUCCUGCUCUUCGACAGACGAGGAAGCUACCCUUAAAGAGUUGCGGAGCCAGUUGAAGAGAUCUUUUUUCACCUUCAUCAAUACUAUCCUGCACAAUGACGCAUUCCCUGUCAUCACGGGGAGGGGCCAGGAUGUGGUGUGGAUGGUGUUGAUGAGUGUGGCAGAUGGAGCAUUGCACUUUCCCGACCCGGUGACACAGAAGCUGUGCUUCACGAUUCUAAAGAAGUUCAUCGAAGUCGCUGACGAUGAGUCGGGAACAGCGUGUGACGUCAAGAACUUCGCCUUCAGCAAUGUGAUCCCUGCUUGCUUUGCAGUGUGCUGUGCGCCCAAUUUCAACCCCAAAGACGCCCAGUCGAACAUGGCGCUGAUGGAGGCUGCCACUGCCCUCAAAGUGUCCGCGGAGAAGUAUGGGGAGAACGUGGUGGCGGAGUACCUGGCCAACUCCUACCUCCCCUCUCAGAACAUACCUCAAGAUAGGAUCAAUGAGUUGACGAUCGCUAUCAAAACAUACGAUGCCAAACGAUUUCGAGAUUUCUACAAGGAAUGGAUUAACAAGCUAUUGGGAUGAACUUUGCUGGCUUACAAAACAUGUUAUGCUCUGCCCGUCGAAGUGAAUGAAGUUGUAGCCAGCGAGUAUUUUACAAACAGGUGCCUUCCAGAGGAUAGAAAUUAUAUUGAAGAAAUAACUUCAUUUGCUGAUGUUUUGUGUGGUUAACUGAUUACAUGUCAUCUUUGCUAUGAAAAUGCUCUAAAUUUGUACUUUAAUGCAGUAUUGUAAUGUCGGAAUAUAGCGGUGUAUGUAAAUUAUACAAUGUUAAAUGAAAGGGGUGUAAUAAGCAAUCAAUCUUCUUUGGUUCUUAAUUGCAAUCGUUUUGAUUGCUAGAAAAUUUAUGUUUUCUAAAAUCUA